Molecule: messenger RNA, 2553 nt
Organism: Symbiodinium necroappetens
Lineage: Eukaryota; Dinophyceae; Suessiales; Symbiodiniaceae
Source: the annotation of a GenBank genome assembly
AUGUCAUCGAAGUCCUUGUCCGACAGAAUUAGCUACAAUGCCGCAAUCAGCAGCUGCAAGUUGCAGUGGAAACAUGCUUUAGCUCUGCUGACCUCCAUCUCCUCGGAGCAGAUGGAUCCCGACGAGAUCAGUUUCAAUGCCGCCAUCAGCGCCUGCGAGAAAUGCGGGGCUUGGGACGUGGCGCUCGCGAUUCUGGGUCUGAUAGCAACCAGCGGGCCGGCCGGACCCGGGAUCAUCACUUUGAAUGCUGCCAUGAGUGCAUGUGAGAAGAGCCAUCGUUGGACUGAAGUGCUGGAGCUUUUCAGCCAAAUCCAACUGUGGCAUCUCAGCCCUACAGAAAUAAGUUGGCAGGUGGUGCUCGGGGCUUGCGAGAGGGCGACCCAGUGGCAAGCCGCCCUGCAAGUGUUGGACCACAUGAUCUCUGACCAGAUCGUUCCGUCAGGAACGGCUGCAGGAUCCAUCCUUCACUCGCUUCGCCAGACAUCCGCCGCAGCUUUGGAGACAGUAUUGUCGAGGCUGAAGAGCGUCUGGCUCGAAAUGGUCGAUGUGCCAGAGUUGCCCAGGUCACUCCAGGAGGAGUUCUCUGUCGUAGCCUCGGCCCCGGGGGUCUUCGCUGUGGCGAAACCCGAAGGUGUCAGCACGGAGCAGUUGGUGGAGCAGCUGGCAGUGUCACUCAAGGAACAUGGCUUCUGCCUCUCUGUGGUGUCGCGGCUUGAUCAACCGACCUCCGGAGUGUUACCCCUUGUCUUGGGAGCGGAGACGUCCCCUUCCGGGCGAUGGUGUGAAGCACAGUUUGCGGGGCGGCUCGUCAGCAAGCACUACAUCUGCCUUUGCGAAGGCAGAUCGUUGGGUGACGUUGGAAGCAAAGGGAACAUCUCGGUGCCUCUACGAUCUGUGCAAGUGGAUGCGGACACUUGGAUUAGCGAGGUCUGUGGGCAGGAGGUCGCCGGGCGUGAUUCCUUCACUUCCUACGAAGUCGUUGGUCGAUAUUCCUCGCCGAGUACGGGAAGGGACGAGUUGAUGCUGCUCCGUGUGCAGCCCAAGACUGGGAGGAGACACCAAAUUCGAGUGCAUUUUGCCAGCAUGGGGCGUCCGUUGGUUGGGGAUUUAACUUACGGUCGUCAGUCUGAGACCUUGAUGCCACAGUGCCUCCGCCUCUUUUUGCACUGUGCCGAGGUCCGUUUUUCGGCACUGUUCGGUGCGUUUCAUGCCAGGGUCGAACUGCCCCAAGAGUUGAAGGAGUUGCUGGAGUCGCUGGGACCGGGAGAAAAUUCGACAGCAUGCCCAGCGAUACUGGAGGCCCGGGAAUUUGCGAAGAACAUUCCCAAGCCGAAGUUGGCGCCGAAGCAGGUAGUGGUCACAGCGACCAAGAUGGAAGAGGAAGAAGAGGUGGUACAGGAAGCUUUGGGUGGGUUUUGCAUCAGCCUCGUCUUGCAGCUCGUGCAAUCUUGGGAGCCAAAUGUUGUUCCACCAUCGGACCGUAUCACAGUCCGCAGUGCAGCUGGUGAUGUUUUGGUGGAGUUGAAAGUGCACGACUUGGAACCCGCGGCCAGGUCAUCCAGGUUAUGGCAGGAAGUUGAAAAUCAUCUCCCUCUGGGCCAGUCAGUCAGCGGCCUCCGCUUCAAGGGAGAACUGCUGCCUUCAACGAUCCGGUUAUGUGACCUUGAUUUGCCAGCAGUGGUGGUGGCGAGAACAAAGGUCCGACGACCGCAGCGCUACGUAACCCUGUGGAAUGGCGGGACCCCAUUCCUGGUGGAGCUGCUUUGCCGUUGCAAAACUCGAAGAGUUGCAGUGUUUCCUCACUGGGAGAAGGAGAGACAAGAAUGGUUGGAAGGUGAAGGUACCACAGAUCCACCGAAGUGGAAGAGGCGGCGUUUGGAGAGCGAGAGCGAAGAAGAGCGGGACUUGUCAGGCGGAUACGGCGCCAGGCUACGUGAUUUUGGUUCGCCGGUGCUCGACAUGGAAGUGGAGGAUGUGUUCAUUGGAAGGAGCGAAUUGGAAGACCUAACUCGGCGCAGCCUAGGAUUCGGACCUCAUCUUGAUGGCAACGCCAUCCUCUUGAAAAGAUGUGACAGGGAAUACAUCUUCAUCGGAAAGGAUCUGUUUGGUUUCACGGCGAUGUCAGAGAUUGUGAAAUUUGCAUCUCCAGUCGGCCUCAGUUCGGUACCGUAUACAUUCGCGGUGGAUGAGCAUGGUCGCCACUACCUCUUUUUGGAGAAGGUGAUUCUGGAUAGCGUGCCCGAAUCUGACAAAGAGAGACUGGGACCCUCCCAGCCAUACUGUCAUCUCUAUGAAGACAUCGUGUAUGACAAGUGCAAAUUUCAGCUGCGGUACGGUCGCUUCGCAAUCACGUACAAUCUUCCGAGCAGGAUGCCUCAUCAGCAGAAUCCCAAGUAUCAGAAGAUUGUGAAUGGCAAGGUUGAGGUGAUCUCGCGAGAUAGAUUUGAAAAGCUGUUGAAGAAGUGGUUCAAAGCACAUGGCAUCUCCCACAUGCAGUGUUGGAAGGUCCGGCCAAAUGGUGACUUCGGGGAGCUUGUAACAGCAUCUUCCUAG